Perca fluviatilis (European perch) is the source of this 1072-nucleotide messenger RNA. RefSeq lists its product as uncharacterized. Bases 175 to 549 code for a protein of 124 amino acids. The transcript is spliced from 4 exons. Lineage: Eukaryota; Metazoa; Chordata; Actinopteri; Perciformes; Percidae. The record is from RefSeq and is a predicted model, not a curated record.
GGGCAACUUCACCGGGAGCCUCCCGCGCCCUCUGCCUGUCGCCCACAACAGCCCGCAUCAUCACCAGCAUCAUCAUCACUAUCCUCAUCAUCCUCCUCAUCAGCAUCAGUGUGAUGAAGCAGCGGAGGACGGAGACCUUCCUGCUCUGAGACACUGGAUCAGCCCGCAGACAGGAUGACUGAGGUAAUGAACUCUCUGGAGCCCGGUACAGAGGACUUCAGCGGGGGUGGAGCAGAAGCAGAUCAGGCCGCAAUCUUCCCGGAUACCCAUGAAAGAUAUCCAAAGCUGUCCAAGAGGCUUCCCUCCAUCGUGGUCGAGCCGAUGGAUGGAGCCGAGGUGGAGAGCGGCGAGCUCCGCUGGCCGCCGGACGAACCGAGCUCUCCGGACGGCCAAACGGAGAGACCGAGUGCAGACGAACAAACAGAGAGGCCGAGUGCGGACGAACAAACGGAGAGGCAGAGUGCAGACGAACAAACUGCAGAUGAGGACCAGUCGAAUGUCGACGCGGACCAAGAGGCUUCAGGGGCGGAGAUUCAGGACUCCAACUGAACAAACGCUCUUCCUGCGUAAUCCACUGUGAGUGUGUUACUGUGAGUGUGUCCAGACUCGGAUGGAUGAAAAAGAGUCCAAUAGAAGAGCACGUUGCAUUGAUAGAAAGAUCACGGAGACAUUGUAGAGAGGGUAGAGAAACAGAUUUCCAAACCCCAGCUCACGGGCUUGGAUCCAGAGUCGUGUUAAAUACAUUUACAGAAGGUGUUUAGGUUUUUUUCGUGCACGCUUCUUCCUCUGACGGAGGAGGUUAUUCUGACACAUGUGAGAUUAUAAAGAUGAUUGAAGGGAUCACAUUCCGGUUUGCCUUUUGGCUACUUUCUUUUCACGAGAAGCUGCCUUGAAAUGAAGAAAAUAUAGUCUUGGCAGAAGACGAAGUUUUUAAUGUCAGAAUUCAAGCACCUAUUCUCCAGUUUAAGUAUUUGAGGGUUUUGUCGUCUAUUAAGACUGUUGUCAUAUUUCCAGCUUUGUGAUUUUGAUGUUUUUAAUUUUAAUAAACGAAAUGUUCUCUCUCUGGCUCCAA